GCUUGGUGGUCCGAGAUACUAUCGUUGUUGCUAAGUAUGGGUGCUUUAGUCGCGAUUAUCAUUACGCUCGUGAUGUUCAACGGCAAAGAGCAACCAGCCUGGAAAUACAGCAUCAACCUUAACACCUUAAUUGCCAUACUUUCUACAUUUUUAAGGGUGUGUAUGUUGUUCGGGGUCGAAGAAACCAUCAGCCAAGCCAAGUGGUUGUGGUACCGUCGCCCGCAUUCACUUCGACAUAUAGCUCGAUUCGACGAAGCAGCCCGGGGACCUUGGGCAUCUUUGCUGCUUCUUUUCAAACUACGAAGACUUGAUUCAAUUCUUCUUGGUUGCGUAAUUAUAAUCCUAUCAGUUGGUAUAGGUCCUUUCACGCAGCAAGCCCUCAAGUCAAUACCCUGCAACCUCCCUCUCGUUCAAUCGAACUCCUCAAUUCAGAUAGCUCACGUAAUCAACAACACACACAUACGGCGCCUAGGUCCUGGAGACUACGAGUUGGAUUCAGACACUAAGGCAGCAAUUGUAGCUGGGCUAGCUAACCCGACCGGA
Molecule: messenger RNA, 543 nt
Organism: Dothidotthia symphoricarpi CBS 119687
Lineage: Eukaryota; Fungi; Ascomycota; Dothideomycetes; Pleosporales; Dothidotthiaceae
Exons: 3
Source: RefSeq, a predicted model, not a curated record